CAAAAACAUGAAAGUCUCAUUUUGAUAUAUUUUCAAUGUUUUAGUCCUAUUUUAGUCUUUCUCCCAGAAAAAGAAAUUAUAUUUUUUAUGAGAUAAUUUCCCUUCAAUCAAAGUGUUAAAAAAAUAGGGCUGACAAAUAGUAUUUGUAAAAACAAAUACCCGAGUACUUAAAAUCAAUAAUCCAACCGUCCUUCUUGAGGUCAAUCCACGCGAUCAGCCUGGAUGAUGGGCUAUGACGGCCGCAACGGAGCUGCUGGGGGAGGGUUUGCGCAGCAGACGCCGCAGGCGGCGGAGGAACUUUACGCGGGUGCCAAGAUAUCGGUGUGGUGGGACAUAGAGAACUGCCCAGUGCCCAAGGGCUCCGAUCCGCACGCAAUCGCGCUCAACAUAAGCUCUGCGCUGGUGAAAUUGAACUACUGUGGGCCUGUUUCCAUCUCCGCCUACGGAGAUACUACCAGAAUCUCGCCUUUUGCUCAGCAGGCCCUUAAUAGCACCGGAGUCGCCCUCAACCAUGUCCCAGCAGGUGUCAAAGAUGCUAGUGAUAAGAAGAUUCUCGUGGACAUGCUGUUUUGGGCAGUUGACAAUCCAGCUCCUGCUAGUUAUGUAUUGAUAUCCGGUGAUCGGGAUUUCUCUAAUGCUCUCCACCAGCUACGAUUGCGCAGAUACAACAUUCUUUUAGCACAACCUCAACAAGCAUCAGCAGCACUUGUUGCUGCAGCAAAGACUGUAUGGCUUUGGACCAGCCUUUCAGCUGGGGAGGCCCCUCUCAGUCAUUGUGAAUCAAAAACGUUUGCAAAUAACCGCAAUGGAGGCCUUUCCCACUGUGGCACUUCAGCAAUUCAAGUUAGUAAUGCCAGCAGCAGCCAGCUUAACCACUCUUCUGUGGAUAGAGUCCUUGAAAGUAAUAUUCAACAAGGACAUGAAAAUUACCAGAGUUUGAAUGCUCAACAAGGACAUUGGUCUUCUAAACAGGUACAUGAUCGUACAGAGAUGUUUGCUACUCAAGUUUUAAAUAAGCUCAUUACUUGUAAUGGCAACCCUUAUCCUCCUCAAAACUACUGUACUGCACCGGUGAAGCGUAAGCCUAAUGUUUGGACAAGGCAACCUACACAGCCGCCACCAGAACAUUUUUCACCACCUUAUCCAUAUGUGAUGGCCCCCAUGCCUGUUGCACAUAAAAAUGAAAAGUCAAUGAGGAAAGCCAAGAAGUUGAAGAAACAAAUGUGCCAAAUGAGUAACACAAUGAACAAGAAAAGGAAGGGGCACAAUUGUGGUGGCCAACCAAGUAAGAAAAAUCGCAGGGCAGCUGCAUUGAGGUUUUUCUAUUGUGGAGAGUCUGGGCAUGUGAACGAUGAUGAUUGUCCACCGUUGAAACAGGAUUGUCAGCAGUGGACACCUGGGCCCACUAGAGAUGUUGUUAGCCAGGCCAUGGGUGAUGGAAACUACCUGGAUAUGGAUAUAUCUAGAUCCCCCACACCAAGUGUUACUCACAUAGCAGGUGGGUCCAGUCCAGACGUUGCUAGUCAGGCCAUGGGCUGUGGGAACUUCCAGAAUAUUGGUAUAUCUGGAGCCCCGGCACUGAGCAUCGCUCGCCAGACAGGGGUGUCUAGUAAUACCUUAAUACUGGGGGGUGACAGUUGUGGAAAAUGCGUGCAUCCGAAAAAGGAUUGUCAACUGUCGACAGCUGGUCCCACUAGAGAAGAUGCUAGCAAGGCAAAAGGUAGUGGGAACAAUAAAGAUAGGGGUAUAUCUGAAGACUCAACAUCACGCUUUCAAACGCGCUUUGUGGCGCGCAUGAUUGCUGGAUCUGCUCUAGAUUUUUCUAGUCAGGUCACGGGCAAUGUUAACUGCAAGGAUAAGGGUGGUAAAUCUGCACCUCUGGCAUCGAGUGUGACUCGUAUGCUGGAGCCCAAGUCCACCACAAUGAGCAUCACUCACAUGGCAUUGGCAGCUAGUAACACUCCAGCACUAGUGCACGACAAGCCAGUGACUCGAUUACAGACACGAAAAUACACCUUGACAGGAAAUGGUGAUGCUUGCUCAAAGCCCGACACAGUUACAGGUCAAUCAAAUCGUUGAUUCUUGUCCGAGGGUGGUGUGACCUAAGUAUCACUCAUUGUGCUCGUACUACCCUUAGACAUCUUGCAAUAUUAUUCCUAGACAUGUAUUUUUUCACAUGUAUUUGUUUUUUCCCAUGUAAUUUGAAAUGUAUUCCGGCAGUGACGUGACAUCCUUGUUCAUGGUGGGAGGGUAUACAUACAUAUCGUUCAUCUUGAUGCUUUUGGACACAAUGUAAGCUUCUUCGUUGUUCAUAUACAAGGUCGAGCUCAAGAUAUAAAACAAGCCCUUCAUGAUUGAUAACUCAAACAUACUUUUUAUGUUCCCUGUAUUUGUUGAACACAUAGUUUCUUUUUUAGUAGGUAAUUCAUUUGUGUUUGAUAAAUAUUCAAGUCUCUUUUGAUAUGUGAUUGUACUGGACGCUCAUACUUGGGGUUGUACAAUAUAGGUAUUCCAUUUUG
Cuscuta campestris is the source of this 2519-nucleotide messenger RNA. NCBI's taxonomy places the organism in Eukaryota, Viridiplantae, Streptophyta, Magnoliopsida, Solanales, Convolvulaceae. The record is from the annotation of a GenBank genome assembly.